Paramisgurnus dabryanus is the source of this 2161-nucleotide messenger RNA. RefSeq lists its product as uncharacterized. The record is from RefSeq and is a predicted model, not a curated record. Lineage: Eukaryota; Metazoa; Chordata; Actinopteri; Cypriniformes; Cobitidae.
GACAUUGAUAUUGGUAUAUUGUUAUAUAUCUAGUGUCCCUUUGUUAGCCAUUUUGGGCAUACGCCAUUUUUAAAUUACUAGCACAAUGCAGUUGAUUAGAAAUGCAAAGACAUACAGUAUUUUUACAAUGGUUAUUCAGCAUCAUGCCCAUUCAGGUAACUGCAUUUUUGAAGUCGGUGCCACCUAGUGGCCUAAAGAUACAACAAAAUAAAAAAAAGGCUUUACUUGGAUUAUAUUUUCCUGUUAACAUAGUUUUGUUUGCAUAGGGUUGUUGUUUAAUUUUGUAAGGAGGAUUUAAAGAAACUCAUGAUUAAAAGUUAUUAAAAGUCUUCUCAUAUAAUAUAUUACAUCAACAAUACUGACAAUUAAAUCACAACCAGAUCAUGACUGUGAGGUGUUUUUAGCUCGAUUGGUGGAUCAUCACUGUGUAAGCUAAGCUAGCACAAUGAUUCGAUUGCAGGGAACAAGCAUAUGAAGAGUUUGGUUUCAAAACGAGAUAACUCUGGGGUUUUUUUCUUCAAAAAUCUUGUUUUUUAAAUGUGCAUUUCAAUUAAUAUCAAUCAAACUGCAGUUGGUUUGUUUGGAUUUAAGCCUUUAUAACAACAUAACAAAAAAUACAGUAGCACAAUAAAAACAUAACAUAAUAAUAAACAUGUUUUGACAAACAUAUUAAAAAGAGUUAUCUCGUUUUGGAACCAAACCCUCAUAUUGACAUACACAUCAAAAAGUUAUUGCUUGAAUGCACUGUCAGUUGUUUGGAUAAAAGUAUCAAAUGCAUUCAUGUUUAGACAUGAGGCUGUAACUUAGCAAUGCCUGGGAUGACAUGAAACCUGUGGUGCUUUUCAUUUAUUAUUCUUGCAUGCUCGUUUUCCUUCCUCGCCUCCACCCCAUUAUAGGAUGCAAAGUAAGGAUGCAAGGAUGGAGGAAUCAAGUAAAAGCAAAUUAAGAAAGUGAAAUAAUCUUUAUUAUCAAAUAUCAGGCCCAUAUGAACAUAAGCAAAUAUUAAAACAUUAACAAAUAAAGUUAAACAUUACUUGAGUAAGAGUUCAUAUAGCCCCACUACAUUAAAAGAAAAAGUCAAAAACAUGUCGACAGAAUCUCAAAUGAUGCUCAAAAUAAUGUGUUGACAUAGAGAAAAGUUAACAGGAGAGAUGUGUUACUUUUGAGUAUCCUGUGUUUGCUGUAGUGAGUCAUUGAAUAUGUGAGAACAUUGCUGAAAGGAAGAACAACAGUAGUGUCGAAUGAGUUGUGUGAGAGUGUUAAGAUGGGCAUCUGGCUGCUGACAGUUUGGUUAUCUUUUACUAUGGAAACAGUGGCAAAGCCGUUCAUUGUAACUCAGUGGCCAAGAGUGGCCGAGGUGAUGGCCGGAGAUGAUGUUAUUUUACAUUGUAAUAUUGUGGAGCUGUACUCGCCGUGUUCAACAGUGGUCUGGCUGAGAGUCGACCCGGAGAAAGCAGCGAUCAGUCUUACUGACAGAGUUCAAAUUAAUCCUGAUCAGCCAUCCAGUGUUUGCACCGCUCUUAUUGCUAAUUCAACAGUGCAUGACUCUGGUAUAUACUACUGCACAGCUGUGCACGGGCGCUUCGCUCAUAUUGGCAAUGGUUCACGAGUGGUUGUUAAAGAACACAUCAAUUUGCCUCUUAUCGAUAUUCUUUCACCACUGAUCCAGGACGGUCCUUUCGUUCCUCUUCAGUGUGUUGUGACCGGGAUCGAAGGCUUUCAGGAAUAUGUGUCAUGGGUUAUAGAGGGGAGAAAAGAGAAGGGACAGUCCGUUUGGACACACAGGCAUAAUGAUGCCGUACAAAUCACAAGAAACCAAAUCCUCAUAACGGCUGAAGAGUGGGAAAGAAAUGUGCAAUGUGUGUGCAAGGUCAACUUCAUGGGACAAAACUAUACCAAGACACUUCAGAGACAUGAUGCGUUGAACGGGUGCCGUGCUAUAAAAUACACAUAUGUCUCUUUGUGUAUCAUUUUUGCUCUAUUAACUUUGAUAACAUUGAUGGCCUAUAAAAGGAGGAAACAAACUAUACAAUAAGUCUAUAAUCAUUUUAAUGAUCAGUUUUUUAUAUUUAUAAAAAUAUGGCUUAUUUUGGUAUUUCAUAAUGUAUUGACUUGAACAAUGUGUAAUUUUUAGAAAAUUUAUUUAAUGCAUUUUUUUAUG